CCCGCCAGGUUGAAGGCGGUGCGAGCUGUGGCGCAGCGGCGGAGCUCCACAUCAGCCAUCCGGCUCUCGGCUCCAGCAGCACGGCACCGGAGAUCCGCAGCUCGGCGUUCGGCGGGAACUUGCUGGAGGAGAUUUGUGUGUGUGCUGUGAUGAGCCCCUGAAAACCUUUCUCCCCUCUGGCCAGCUGCCCUGGAUGAGCAGGGGCUCUGGUGACAGCUUUGGCCUCCUGAAACAGAGCUACAGCAGACCUGCCAUGGCCAGUGCGGCAGACGGCAUUGGGAACAUUGGGGGUUUGGGAACAGAGCAGAGCCACCUCAGCGUGCCUGUGGCGGACCCUGGCGCUUGGGCUACAGCCAUGAACAACUUGGGCAUCGUGCCCAUGGGCCUGACCGGGCAGCAGCUGGUGUCAGACUCCAUUUGCAUUCAGGGUUUCGACCCCAACUUAGGAAUUAUCGCCCCCAUUAACCCCAUGAUGGCAGGGAUCAGUCUUGUGCCUCCCCCACCUGUGCCUCCGGAGCUGCCUGUCAUCAAGGAAAUCAUCCACUGCAAAAGCUGCACGCUCUUCCCUCAAAAUCCCAAUCUACCGCCUCCAUCCACAAGAGAACGGCCUCCAGGCUGUAAAACAGUCUUCGUUGGUGGACUUCCAGAGAAUGCGAGUGAGGAGAUUAUCCGAGAGGUGUUUGACCAGUGUGGGGAAAUCGUCGCCAUCCGCAAAAGCAAGAAAAACUUCUGUCACAUUCGUUUCAGCGAGGAGUUCAUGGUGGACAAAGCCCUUUAUCUGUCUGGCUACCGGAUGCGCAUCGGUUCCAGCACAGACAAGAAGGAUUCGGGCCGCAUUCACGUGGACUUUGCUCAAGCGAGGGACGACUUGUACGAGUGGGAGUGCAAGCAGAGGUUACUGGCGCGAGAAGAACGUCAUCGCCGUAAAGUCCAGGAAGACCGCCUGAGACCCCCUUCCCCUCCCCCCAUCAUGCACUAUUCCGAGCAUGAGGCGGGCCUGCUGGGCGAAAGACUGAAAGAUGACAACAAGUUCAGCGAGGCCAUAACUGUGCUGUACACAUGGAUAGAAAGAGGCGAGGUCAACCGGCGUACCGCCAAUCAUUUCUAUUCCAUGGUCCAGUCAGCCAACAGCCACGUGCGGCGCCUAAUGAACGAGAAGGCCCAACACGAGGAGGAGAUGGAGCUGGCCAAAGAGCACUUCAAGAACUCACUGCUCACCAUCCUCACACAAUUUGAGCAGAUUACGGCCGUAUUCACCGCUUCCACCAGACAAAAGGCAUGGGACCAUUUCUCAAAAGCACAGCGCAAGAACAUAGACAUUUGGCGAAAGCAGUGCGAGGAGCUGAGAAACGCCCACAGUGAGGAGAUAAUGGGAAUCAGGAGGGAAGAAGAAAUGGAGAUGUCAGAUGAGGACUUGGAAGAAAACCCCUGUAAGAAAAUCAGAAUGGAUGAGUCUGCCCUGGCUGCGCAGUCAUGUGCCCUGCGAGAGGAAAAUGACAGUCUGCGCUGGCAGUUGGAUGCCUACAGGAAUGAGGUGGAGCUGCUGAAGAAGGAGCAGGGCAAACCCCACCGCUCUGAGGAGGACCACACCCAUGAACAGCAGCUCCAUUUCCUUCAGCAGACCAUGCACAGCAUGCAGCAGCAACUGUUACGGCUUCAGGAGGAGCUGAAGGGUAAAGAGCUGGAGCUGGAGCAGGCCCGUGACGAGCAGCGCUACCUAGAGGGAGAGGUCUUCAGCCUCAGAGAAAAGCUUUUGAGCAGUACAGACUCGGCGGAGGGGACGAACCACACCACUGAAGUUUCUGAAAAGGUAAAGGGUUUGAAUGGCACCGCGGCGCUUUAUCACCAUCGGGAGAAGAAAAAUGAGGCGGUCAUGCGAGGUCCUCUGAGAUCAGAGAAAGAAGCCCUGUUGCUGGGGGUCAUAUCAACCUUCCUCCACGUCCACCCAUUCGGAGCAAACAUUGAGUAUCUGUGGUCUUACAUCCAGAGACUCGAUGCAAAGAUCUCUGCCAGUGAGCUGGAGCGGCUGAUGGUGCGACUCCCCAACAUGUUCAAGCAGGAGUUCAGCGGUGUGGGCGCCACGCUGGAAAAGCGCUGGAAGUUCUGCGGCUUUGAGGCUCUCAACUCAGCAUGACGAACAGAGCCACGGGCACAGAGGCUGCCGGACCUGCGAGCACUGAGCCUCGGUGACACUUCCACACAAAACAGUGAGACUGGCCAGCGGCUCAGAGAAGCUCAGUAGAGGGUUCUCGCUCCCUGCUGGAGCUGUUUGAGCUGUCACGCCUGCUGCUCUGCUUUACAGACACUGAUGAUGGCAAAGGAGGAAGCGAGGCACUACAUGCAGCAUAGAAUCAGGACAGAUGUAUUUACUUGAAGAAGCUCUUUUCAGACUCUGAGGCCUGUUGCAUAACUUUCCCUGUCAACGACGGCAUCCCCGCAGACUGGGGGGAGAUAUCUAGGAAUACAGCGCUGCUCAAUUAUAAAUACGAAAUGUGGAAUACGGUAAUCUACACUGACACACACACGAGGGUGUGAUAGUGGCUCUCUGCGCCCAUCAGAUCCAGAGUGCGUGGAGACGUUCGCCGUACUGGACAUUUCUUUAGGAUUUACCCUCAACCGUUACACAGAGUGUUCAAAGAGAUACUUUUUAUACCUUAAACCUUACCAUCAUCACCACGCAUCUCCAUUAGGUUCAUUUACGAACCUCGGCCCUGGUCAGCACGGCUAAAGGGCAGUAGCCGAUACCGACCUGCUACGAGAACCCUUUCACCACUGUGUGACGGAGGAUCUUUUACUGUGUUUCAGGUCUUUUAUGGUUGUGUAGACGAUGUAUGUAACAUUGUGCAUUCUCUUUGUGUCACGAUGCACCAUUGUUAUCUGCUCAUGUAAAUUAUGACUUUAUAAAAAUCUAUUAAAAAGCUUUUUAUCCAAGGUCUGA
Messenger RNA from Astyanax mexicanus (Mexican tetra), 2938 nucleotides. RefSeq names its product ecto-NOX disulfide-thiol exchanger 1 (gene enox1). Lineage: Eukaryota; Metazoa; Chordata; Actinopteri; Characiformes; Acestrorhamphidae. Bases 194 to 2134 code for a protein of 646 amino acids. Gene Ontology annotation, biological process: ultradian rhythm. The record is from RefSeq and is a predicted model, not a curated record. Gene Ontology annotation, cellular component: plasma membrane; external side of plasma membrane. The transcript has 15 exons. Gene Ontology annotation, molecular function: RNA binding; protein-disulfide reductase activity.